Molecule: messenger RNA, 1545 nt
Organism: Pomacea canaliculata
Lineage: Eukaryota; Metazoa; Mollusca; Gastropoda; Architaenioglossa; Ampullariidae
Exons: 7
Coding region: 83-1321 (412 amino acids)
Molecular function (GO): oxidoreductase activity
Source: RefSeq, a predicted model, not a curated record
AAUUUAGUGCGCGUUGCAUUUGAUUUCAUCUCAUGAUAGAAGUUACUUAGUUCAAAGGUCAAUCAAGUGCCAUUAGGAAGAAAUGGCGACAGCUGAUGUUGCGGUGAUAGGAGGAGGAGUCGUCGGCUGUGCAGUUUUCUUCGAACUGAACAGGCUCGGCUUUUCGUGCAUUCUUCUCGAGAAGAAUAAAGAUCUUAUGUCAGAAGCGAGCAGUGGUAACAGUGGUAUGCUGCACACUGGCUUUGAUGCACCAAAGAAUAGUUUGGAGUUACAUUGCAUAAAACGGUCUCAAGAAAGAGUACUUGAUGUCUUUGACAAAUUGGGUGUACCCUACUCAAAGAAUGGAUCUGUAAUGGUUGCUUGGAAUCUGGAACAGGUUUGUAAACUCGAAGAAAUCCUGUCAUCAUCUUCAGAAAAAUCCAUUCAAGGCCUUUCUCACUUGACGCUGACAGACUUAUAUCAGAAGGAACCAAACCUAAGCAGGAGAGCUCAAGGUGCACUUUGGAUUCCAGAAGAAACUAUAUUGGAUCCUUUUAUCUAUGGCAUACUGCUUGCCCAUCAUGCAAGGAAAAAUGGUGGACAGAUUUUGACAAACUGUGAAGUCACACAGUGUUGUGUAUCUGAUGACAACAAGAAUGUGUUGGCAACAACAAGGGGUCAGGUGACAGCCAAAGUUGUCAUUAACUGUGCUGGUCUCUUUGGUGACAAGGUUCAACAGCUAGCUGGUAUCGAUACAUUCACGAUCAAGCCACGGAAAGGACAAUUUGUUGUGUUUGGACAGAGGGCUGGUCGGCUGAUUAACUCCAGCAUUCUGCCUGUCCCUUCAGACAAGUCAAAAGGCAUCAUCAUCUUCAGAACAGUUUACAACAACUUAAUUGUUGGACCCACAGCUGAAGAUGUGGAGAGCAGGGAGAGAGCUCCAUUAGAUGAUGCUAUAACACUCCGUCUCUUGGAGUAUGGACACCAGGUAUUACCGGAUCUCACAAGUUUGAUGCCUUGUGGGCACUAUGUGGGCCUCAGACCUGCCACACAGUUCAAGGAUUAUCAGAUACAGGGCUACAUGGACAGAAACUGGAUCACUGUAGGAGGUAUCCGAUCGACUGGAGUGUCAGCAUCACUGGGUAUUGCUGAGUAUGUUGCGAGCCUUGUCCAGAGAGAUAUGAUGGUGGAACCAGUUCAGAGCUCUACCAGUGCCCUGGAACAUUCUGAAUGGAGUGUAUUGCCUGAUGGCAGAUUACUGGUGGGGGAGUUUGCCUAUGGGAUCACCCAUCCAAUCACACAGUAUGGCGCUUCAGAGAGAUAUCACCUCAGCAGAUUGUAGUGCAUUUUCUUCAUAUAGAGAAAUGCAGUAGUCUUCAGGGGGACAGAUAGUUCUUAAUGAUGGUGGUAGUGGUAACAGCAUUAUUUGAAGGUUUUGCUAAUAACUAAAAAUUGUGGGAAGUGCCUGAUAUUAACAAGACAAAAUUUUAAAAAAAAAAUCUGUUAAUUUACGGAUAAGGGCACAAGAAUUAAACAGUCUAUGAAAGGGUUAAAUUUAAAGAUGGA